CGUCAAUACACGUCAACGAGAGAACAUGAUGCCUCUUUGCAAGUCAACUCGUGUGCUCUGUAGCUGAUAGAGGCACCUCGAGCUGAAAUAUUAUAGCCCUAUUGUACUGGAGAACGUGGUGUGACAGCCCCCGGGAGCAGCAAAUGGCCUGCUUCGUAUCUUCGCCGCGCUGACGGAGAGAGUGUCGCCACAUUUGGCGUCCAAGCUGGCAGGGCGACACAGAAAUCAACUUUGUCUAUUUUUAAUGGACACGCUUCGAGCGGCGGCGGCAGAAGCGGUGGCGGCGGCGGCGGCGGCGGGCGGUUUGUUUUCCUUUCGUCUUUAUCUGUAGCUGCCCCAAAGCGAGCCCGUGCGGAGAGCCCCCCGUGUGUCCCCCCCCCCACCCCCUCACCCUCUCCUCCCCUGCUCGUCUGGCUACCUCCUUCUCUUCCCCACAAACAGUCCCAGUUAAGAACAGCAUGGUCAUGGCUGACAGUGUCCAAAAACCGCUGAUCCGGGGUCCGGUCCGAGUGGGCUUUUACGACAUCGAGCGCACUUUAGGAAAGGGCAAUUUCGCUGUGGUGAAGCUGGCCCGACACCGCAUAACGAAGACCGAGGUGGCCAUUAAGAUCAUUGACAAGACCCAACUGGAUGCUGUCAACCUGGAGAAGAUCUACAGGGAAGUUCAGAUCAUGAAGAUGCUGGACCACCCCCACAUCAUCAAGCUCUACCAGGUGAUGGAGACAAAGAACAUGCUUUACUUAGUCACGGAGUAUGCCAAGAAUGGGGAGAUCUUCGACUACCUGGCGAAACAUGGCCGUCUGAGUGAGCUAGAGGCCAGGAGGAAGUUCUGGCAGAUCCUGUCGGCGGUGGAGUAUUGUCACAACCGCAACAUCGUCCACAGGGACCUGAAGGCGGAGAAUUUGCUGCUGGAUGGCCACAUGAACAUCAAGAUAGCAGAUUUUGGAUUCGGGAACUUCUUCCAGCCCGGGGAGCCUCUGGCCACAUGGUGCGGCAGCCCGCCUUAUGCUGCUCCGGAGGUCUUUGAGGGCCAACAGUAUGAGGGCCCACAGCUGGACAUUUGGAGUAUGGGGGUGGUGCUAUAUGUGCUGGUGUGUGGCGCUUUGCCCUUCGAUGGGCCCACUCUGCCUGUGCUUCGACAGAGAGUCCUAGAAGGAAGGUUUCGCAUCCCUUACUUCAUGACUGAAGACUGUGAGCACCUGAUCCGCAGGAUGUUGGUCCUGGACCCAUCGAAGCGUCUGUCUGUGGCCCAGAUCAAGGAGCACAAAUGGAUGGCUCUGUAUGUUCCCGUACAGCGGCCUGUACUGUACCAACAACCUCUGUCCGCUGAGGGCGAGGUGGGCGUGGGAGAGUACAGUGAACAGGUCCUUCGCCUGAUGCACAGCCUUGGCAUUGACCAGCAUAAGACUGUAGAGUCUCUGCAGAACAAAAGCUACAACCACUUUGCUGCUAUCUAUUACCUGCUGGUGGAGCGGCUCAAGGCCCAUCGCUGCAGCUUUCCCGUCGAACAGAGGCUCGACGCCCGCCAGCGACGGCCCAGCACCAUCGCCGAACAGACUGUCGUCAAGUCGACCAGUGGUUCAGCCCAGGUGGGUUUACUCCCGCAGGGUGUUCGUCUGCUGCGUUCCCCUGCUGUGCCCCAAGCCUCCUCCGAUGCUUUCACCUUCCCCCAGACUGCAUGUCCCCUGGAGCAGAAUUUCAUGGUGGAGGACGUCAACACGCCCAAAGUGAACGGCUGCCUGCUGGACCCCCUGCCUCCCCCCACUGUCCUCCGCAAGUCCUCCACCUCGUCGCCUAGCAACAUGAUGGAGACGUCGAUCGAUGAGGGCAUCGAGACAGAGGAGCCCGACACAGAGGAUGAUCCGUCCCACCUACUCUCGGCCUAUCAGACAGCUCGGUUUGGCCAACGUCGACACACCCUCUCUGAGGUGACCAACCAGCCAGGUCCUUCAAACCAAGGUAAAUUAUUCACUCUCGGCCACAACCCCUCCAUGGGUAGCGUGGACUCAGACAUGGGCUACGACAUGGGCUCCAUGCACAGCGACCUGGGUCUGCUGGAGGAUCCCCCCUCUCUCAGUGAAGUGGUACCAAGCAACAGUUCUGCCCCCGGCGUCUCCCCUACGCCUUUCUUGAGUGCUCUGCCCGCCAACCCAGCAAUGGCCGCCCUGACUUCCCAGCAUAGGGAGGCGCACAACCGCUCACCCAUCAGCUUCAGAGAAGGACGCCGUGCCUCUGAUACCUCCCUCACCCAAGGUCUGGUUGCGUUUCGGCAGCACCUCCAGAACUUGGCGAGGACCAAAGGCAUCCUGGAGCUGAACAAAGUACAGAUGCUGGUGGAGCAGAUGGGCUCUGGGGAAGGGGCCGCCAUGGGCCCUCUGGGACCACAGCACCACUUGCACAAUCUUAUGGAGGGCGUGGCAUCCAAGCAGCAGGAGGGCCUAGCUUCAUACCAAGGUGGGCCGCAUCCGCCUCUCCUGUCCCGCAGACAGAGUUUGGAGACACAAUACCUGACUCAUAGACUACAGGCCAACGUCUUGGCUAACAGUCCUGCUAGCUGCCAACUUUUCUGUAAGGAGACUCCUCGAAGUUUAGAGCAACAGCUGCAGGAACACAGACUGCACCAGAAGAGGAUGUACCUGCAGCAGUCACAGGGCAUGGGGCUGCAGGCCUACUUCAACCAGAUGCAGAUAGUUGAAGGAUCCUACCCGACAGGCAGCCCUGCUCUGGACCUGGCAGCAUCUCAAAGUUCCCCUCAGGGCCCCCCCAUGUCAGCUGCCCACCAGCCUCAGCCCCAGCAGCAGGGCAGCCCUCAGGCUUCGCCUCCCUUCAGCCACCCCCAUAGCCUCAGUCCCUUGAUGGAACCAGGCGAGGGCCUGGUUUAUGAUCCCUACAUGAGCCACCACCACUACACCCAACACCUUCCACCUGGAUCUCACCUCUACCACCAGCUCCACAACCCCCAGCCUCAUGAAGCCUCUACCAGCGGCCUGGGCUUCAGCUACCCUAUAGAUUGCGAGCAGCAGUUCCUGGGGCCUUCCUCUGAGGUUCUUCUUGCAGAGCAGUAUGAGUUCCCGCUGGACCCCGCCUUGCUGCCCCCGCCAGCCCCAGGAGAGGCUGAGGCUGGAGCUAUGACCAGGGUUUUGGCUGGUCCGGGGCAGUCAGACGGCCUGGGCCUGCCUGAGCUGCAGAGCUCCCUCCUGGACAGUGAGAUGAUGGAGACCGUGGACUCCCAGCAUGGCUUCGUACUGGUCAACUAAAGCCAGAUGAGGGGGUUUAUAGAAAGCAGUAUUAAGCAAUGAGAACCCACACAGCACUAAGAGCAGAGAGAAUGGAGAUAUAAGUGGAGGCCACAAGCGUAGCAACAGGGAAGGAGAAGUGUUAAUUUUUGUACGACUAAUACAAACUUCAUUUCUUAGUUGUGACGAACCUCAGACAACCUUUCUACCAAAAUCCUCCCUUAGCCUACCUCCCUUUCUCCCUCUCCUCCUCUGUUGUCAUCAGCUCUGUGAGGCAAGAACAGGUCCGAUAAAUGGCACAAUGUGAGCUUUGCCGUGCUGACUUGGCAAAGCUGCAGUUGUCAUGGACAUUGUCCCACCUGUGAGGACUGCGCCGUGCAGCCCGGGGAGGGGGGGGUGCUGCACAUCUUGCAGGCUGCCAGAGUGAAGCAUUUCACCUAGAAAUGGUUUGGAAGUCAACUAAUUUAGGACUGACUGACAGGCAACCAAAAGGACAAUGGCUGGCAGUGCUUUUUGUAUUUAAAAUAGGACACCAUCAACAACAAUAGACUGGUUCUUAAAACACUGUUGUGCAUUUUUAUUUUAUUUCAGUAGAUUAAAAAAACAACUGAACAAGAGAAAAUGGCCCUCAUUUAUCACGGUACCACGAACAUCUCCGCAAAUUCAAGUGUUAAAAGUGUUUUAUAGGAAUUAUUUCACACACUAAUGUGAGCUCAAAGGCUAAAAUGACGGCCGUAUUGAUGAGUGCAUAUGUUUCAACACUAGUAUUCCUCCAAAAACAACAACAGGUCGCUUUUGUUUGUCAUUAGUCUGAACAGAUACCAUGAACAUGCUGAGUGAAGCAGCAGGUUGGUCAGUAACGCACCAUUUGUUGAGCUACGUUUGUGCUUUUUACAGCGCUAAAAACUCUCUCCAAGCUAUUUUUUAGUUCAUUAACUAAUAAAUAAUAGAUAUAACACAAUUCUUCAAGCUAUUGUGUAAGCUAUAUGACAUAAAUACUACAGGUUUUUUUUUUUUCUUGUGUUUUUCGUAACUACUGAUCCUGAUUUAUUUCUUACACUACUGAACUGCUAUUUCACCCUUUCCAUCUGACUGCACACUCGCCAGCUGUCAUUACAUUCAACAGGAUGAGGACAAUUUACCAGUUUUUGCGGGGCAAAAUGGCCACACGCCUAUUUAACAGUUGAAUUGUGGGUCAUGCGUUGGCCUGAUAAAUGAGGGCUAAUGUAAUUAACCUGUGUUUGGUUGAGAAGUAGCAAUGUUAGACAGUCAAUAUUAUUCUAUUUUUGUGGCAAUACUGAAGCAAUAUUAAUCCUUAAUGUCGAGGGAUUAUGAAUGGAAGCCUCACCUGUACAGCCAACUCUGAUUGGUUCCCGGGGACCUCUGAUGAGUCGUCAGCAGUGACAUCACUUGAGCUGAUGAUGUAACCAGGAGAUAAUCUUUCACUCACUCGCCCUGGAAGCGCAGGGACAAGCCUGGAGACUGUGUGUGUGUGUGUGUGUGUGUGUGUGUGAGUGUGAGUGUGAGUGUGUGUGAUUGUUUGUUUGCACAAUUCAUACUUCAGAUUUGUCAAAUCAUGAUUUGUCAUCAUUAGUGAAAAAUACAAACACUGUAUUGACGUCUCCAUUCAAAAUAAAAACAAACUGUGCUUUUCCCUCAGCGCACAGUUGUAGCUGUUAGAUAAA
Dicentrarchus labrax (European seabass) is the source of this 4921-nucleotide messenger RNA. RefSeq names its product salt-inducible kinase 2b (gene sik2b). Bases 459 to 3257 code for a protein of 932 amino acids. Gene Ontology annotation, molecular function: tau-protein kinase activity; ATP binding; protein serine/threonine kinase activity. Gene Ontology annotation, cellular component: cytoplasm. The record is from RefSeq and is a predicted model, not a curated record. The transcript is spliced from 15 exons. Lineage: Eukaryota; Metazoa; Chordata; Actinopteri; Moronidae. Gene Ontology annotation, biological process: microtubule cytoskeleton organization; protein phosphorylation; intracellular signal transduction.